AUGGCCAUGUUUCUCCAUUUUGGACCCAACACCUUCACAGACUCAGAAUGGGGCACAGGCCACGUUGACCCUUCAGCCUUCAACCCCACCAAGCUCAAUGCCACUCAGUGGGUCAAAGUGGCCAAAGACUCGGGCUUUUCCCGCGUAAUUCUCACUGCAAAGCACCACGAUGGGUUCUGCUUGUGGCCCACUGAGUACACCAACUACUCGGUGAGCUCCAGCCCCUGGAGGAAUGGUGGUGGUGAUGUUGUUGGUGAGCUUGCUAUGGCUGCUAGGGACGCAGGUAUUGGAUUGGGGCUUUACCUUUCGCCGUGGGAUCGGCAUGAACCGUUCUAUGGGAAGACUUUGGAGUACAACGAGUUCUACAUGGGGCAAAUGACAGAAUUGCUGACAAGGUAUGGAGAGAUGAAGGAGGUGUGGUUGGAUGGUGCAAAGGGGAAGGGGGAGAAAGACAUGGAAUAUUUUUUUGAUUCUUGGUUUAGUCUCAUUCAUCAACUCCAGCCAGGGGCUGUCAUUUUUUCCGAUGCUGGUCCUGACACCAGGUGGGUUGGGGAUGAAGCUGGCGUUGCCGGGUCUACUUGUUGGUCUCUUUUCAAUCGGAGUGAUGCAAAGAUUGGCGACACUGAUUACCAAUAUUCAAGUGGAGGAGACCCAUAUGGUCAUGAUUGGGUACCAGCUGAGUGUGAUGUCUCAAUCAGGCCUGGUUGGUUUUGGCAUUCGUCGGAACUUCCAAAAUCUGCAAGGACUCUUCUUGACCUAUACUACAAAUCAGCUGGCAGAAAUUGUCUCUUGUUACUCAAUGUACCCCCAAACUCUUCAGGUCUCAUAUCAGCAGAAGAUAUCCAAGUGCUUCAAGAAUUCAGUGAGCUCCGGAGGUCAAUAUUCUCACAUAAUCUGGCCAUAAAUGCCCUUAUCAACGCAAGCUGUACGCGAGGAGGUAGUAGCCAUUCUUGGUUCAACCCCUACAAUGUCGUCAAAGAAGGUAUUCAGUCCUAUUGGGCCCCUGAGGUAAAUCAGUCUAAUUGGAUUCUAUACUUGAACCUUCAAGAAAUAGUAUCAUUCAACAUUCUGCAAGUUCAAGAGCCAAUUCAAAUGGGACAGCGGGUUUUUGAGUUCCAUCUUGAGGUCCUGAAUGAAGAUGGGGAGUGGAAUGAAGUAAUUAAUGGCACCACAAUCGGAUAUCAAAGGCUUCUGCAAUUUCCGACGGUAAAAUCUCAGUACUUGAGGUUUGUUAUCGACAAGGCCCGGGCAGACCCACUUAUUUCCUACUUGGGUAUAUAUAUGGAUGAAUUUUCCAUCUUGAGCAACUUAUCUAAUACAACCUCACAAGCAGGCAUCAAUGGCAGUCAAGUUCUUCAUGGCCAUAUUGAAUCCAAUCAUUCUCAAAUUUCUGCCAUAUAG
Molecule: messenger RNA, 1401 nt
Organism: Prunus armeniaca (apricot)
Lineage: Eukaryota; Viridiplantae; Streptophyta; Magnoliopsida; Rosales; Rosaceae
Source: the annotation of a GenBank genome assembly